Schistosoma intercalatum is the source of this 1017-nucleotide messenger RNA. Lineage: Eukaryota; Metazoa; Platyhelminthes; Trematoda; Strigeidida; Schistosomatidae. The record is from the annotation of a GenBank genome assembly.
AUGAUCUUAUUACAAUUCCUCAUAUUACUAUUAUUAUCAGGAUAUAAUAAUCAUCUUAAUAAUUCAUUAUUAAUUCCAAAAAUUUCAUUAAAAUCAAUUAAAAUUCCUUUAAAUGAUUAUUUUAUAAAAUAUUCCAAAUCUUCUUUAAUAUCAUCAUUGUUAUCCCCCUCAUCACUAUCCCCAUCAUCAUCAUCACCCUUGAAGGGUCAUCCAUCCAAUAAUGUUUGUUUGUUGUUUCAUAUCCCUAAUAUAAAAUCGAUUAAUCAAUCUCAAAUCAAUUUAACAAAAAUCUAUAUAAAAUCCAAUCAUAUUUUAGAUCUUAAUAAUAAUAAUAAUAAUAAUAAUAAUAAUAAUAAUAAUAUAUGGGCUAUUUUUCAAUUAGAUCAUUCACAUUCAUAUUUAUCAUUAUUUGUAACAUUAAAAUAUUUAAAUCAAUCUUUUGAUCAUUAUUCUAUUCAAUAUCCAUUAUAUCAAUGGAAAGAUUAUAUAUAUAUAUUUAUGUUGACAAUAAUCAAUAAUGGGAAUAAUGGGGAUAUUGAUUAUCAACUAUUUAGUGAAUUAUCCUCUUCUCUGUAUCCAUCUUGUUUAUUAAAUAAUAAUCAUUUAAAUGAUUUAUCAAAAUUAUGUAUUUCAUUAAUUCAUUGUAAUGAUCAUUUCAUUGAAAAUAUUCAAGAGAUUAAUUCUGUUCAUAAUGUUGUAUUAAGACGUGUAAGACGUGAUGUAUCAUCAUCAUCGACAUCAUCAUUGAAUGUUUCAAAUAGUAGUACAACAAUGAAUGAAGAAACAAAACCUAAUCAACUUAGUCCAGGCUUAUUAGCUGUUAUAAUAAUUAUACCAAUCUUAAUUAUUAUUGGAUUAAUUAUAGGCGGUUAUUAUUUAUAUCGUUGGUUAAAAAAACGUCGUGCAUCACAUGGGAUAUAUCAACCAAAUUAUAUGGAAAAUGAAUCGAAUAUUAUAAAACAACAACCUGAACCACAUACCAUAGUGAAAAUACCGAAUGAAGAAAGAUUAAUCUAA